AUGAGCGACAUCAUCACCGAACAGCAGCCGGACCUUUCACUCCUCCCUGGAUCCCCAGGUCAGAAGCGGAAGCGAGACCCAGGCAGCCCCGGCUCUCAGCGAUCAAAGCGCGUCGCUCCUCCCGCCAACAUGUCUGUGGCUCCAGGUGAUACGGCAGCCUACAUCGAGAGCGCCAUCCAGGCCACCGAAGCCCAUGCCGCCAAUGGGGGCAUGAAUGUGGCCGAUUUCAACGCCCUUCAGCAGGCUACCCAGGAGGGAAACGAAGUCUCAGAUCCUGCCUCAGCUACGAGCACAGCGCAGGCAGCGCUUGGCAUGUACCCGACACUCCACGUCCCUCCCUCAACAGAGGAGCAGUUCGCUGCCCAAACCACGGGCGAUACCGGCGAGCAUCAUCAUCACGAUGCAUCCGCAUUCAAUCCUCCCGAUGUUCCCCAGCCAGAUGGUCUGAUGGAUGAUCAUACUGUCCAUCAGCCCCAUCAGCCUCACCAGCCAGCACAGAAUGGGGUACAGCCUCCACCUGCGCCACGCUACGCGACCUCGCCAGCAACGUCAAAUCCAAAGCCGACGGUCGGAUCAGAAGAGUGGCAUAAGAUGCGCAAAGAUAACCACAAAGAAGUCGAGCGUCGACGGAGGGAGACCAUCAAUGAAGGUAUUAAUGAACUGGCCAAGAUCGUCCCAGGGUGCGAGAAGAACAAAGGUUCAAUCCUCCAACGAGCUGUGAACUUCAUCCAACUGCUCAAGGAAAACGAGCAGCAGAAUCUUGAAAAGUGGACACUCGAGAAGCUGCUUACGGAGCAAGCCAUCACCGAGUUAAGUACUUCGAACGACAAGUUGAAGCAGGAAUGCGAACGACUAUAUCGCGAGCUCGAGAUUUGGAAACGGGUGGCACAAAACGCGGGACUGGAGCCUCCGCAACCUAAGGAGGAGAUAGGUGAAGCCGCAGCGCCAAGUUAG
This is a messenger RNA of Clonostachys rhizophaga, 954 nucleotides long. Lineage: Eukaryota; Fungi; Ascomycota; Sordariomycetes; Hypocreales; Bionectriaceae. The record is from the annotation of a GenBank genome assembly.